Messenger RNA from Pseudocercospora fijiensis CIRAD86, 486 nucleotides. RefSeq lists its product as uncharacterized. The transcript has 8 exons. The coding region runs from base 1 to 486 and encodes 161 amino acids. Lineage: Eukaryota; Fungi; Ascomycota; Dothideomycetes; Mycosphaerellales; Mycosphaerellaceae. The record is from RefSeq and is a predicted model, not a curated record.
AUGAACCGCAAACCUGCGCGGCCCUUCAACAUCGUUAAAACAGGUCGAACAUUGUUCUCGGUCAACAACGUGUCUUUGGGGAACAGCCUCGGCCAAUUCCCUGCUCCUAGACUUGCCAAGUACCUCAGCGCAAUUGGGCGAUCCUACAUGGUCCUUCGACCUGCUGAUGAGGAACAGAAAAGCAAGAUUGUUGUCAAGAUUACCACUGUGACCGGGCAUGGAUCGUGUGAUUCUACGCGUGAUCACAUAGCAUAUCCACCAACGUCACAUUGGGACAUGGGUAGUACGCAAUUGAAUCCGUAUGAGCUCCGGCGCGUGGCAUGGACUUGGCCAUUGCUGCCACGAGGAAGUCCGGUCCGCAAUGCUGGCUUCUAUGAGCUGAUAAGCAUACGACAGCAAGAUGCGUGGGAAGGUAACAAGGACAGUUGUAAAAUGACUGAUGUUGCAACUGCGGUCCUGAGCUUAGCGAUUCUUGGCAGAAGCUAA